CGCGUCAAUGACCAAGCCUGUUUUACCAUACCGGUCAGAAAAAUGCUGAUCUCUGAUUGGUUAAUACAUGUCCAAUCACAGUUUAGAAUUCCCAACGGCAUACAACUGUUUAUUUGUUCUAUCAGAUAAGGAUUUUCAUUGAGAACUUGGUGCAAUGGGGGAGAACAAAUCAAUAUAUAAACAUUUCUCUGCAUUACCUCUGCAACCUAACCAAAAAUUAAAAUCGUAUUCAUGUAACUAUUGCAAGAAAAAGUAUGCAGAAAACAUUACUCGCAUGCGAAAACAUCUUUAUCAAGAGUGUAGAAGUUGUCCUCAAGACUUACGGAAACUUUUAAAACCAUGUAAACCUCGUAAACGAAAUAAUUCUCAUCUAAACAGCACAGACGACUCAUUUACUAUUGAAGAUUUGAAUGAAGCAGACAAUAGAGCAAGUACUUCAAUGAUUUCAAAUGAAAAUUUACCAAAUAAUAUAAGUGUUUGUAGCAAUAACUAUAAAAAAAAUACAAUCGAUAGUUUUUGUGAUAAAAUGUCAAAAAAAGAUGAAGAUUCUCUACAAGAACUACUUGCAGAAGCGAUUUAUGCAUCUGGUACACCAUUAUGUAUAACAGAAAAUCCAUAUUGGCUAAAAUUUUUUAACGCAUUACGGCCUUCAUUUAAUUUGCCAUCAAGAAAUCAAAUAUCAAAUAAUCUUUUAGAUUCAGUAUUCGUUAGAACACAAAAUAUGGUUAAUGAAAAAAUUGAAUCUGCUACUACUGUUGGAGUGCAAUGUGACGCAUGGUCUAAUAUUCGCAAAGAAGGAAUCAUCAAUUUUAUUGUAACAACCCCAGCGCCAGUUUUUUUCAAAACAUUUCCAACUGGAACCGAAUCACAAACUGCCUUAUAUAUUUCUGAAAAAUAGGAAGUGUUAUUGAUGCUUUGGGAAUUAAAAAAGUUAUCGGAAUUUGUACAGAUAAUUGUGCUGCAAUGAAAAGUGCUUGGACUUUGAUAGAUCAAAAGUAUAAUGUCGACAAAUUGUAUUGUUAUGGUUGUGCUGCUCACAUUCUUAACC
Messenger RNA from Chelonus insularis, 1048 nucleotides. RefSeq lists its product as uncharacterized. NCBI's taxonomy places the organism in Eukaryota, Metazoa, Arthropoda, Insecta, Hymenoptera, Braconidae. The coding region runs from base 155 to 898 and encodes 247 amino acids. The transcript is spliced from 2 exons. Gene Ontology annotation, molecular function: DNA binding. The record is from RefSeq and is a predicted model, not a curated record.